Dendrobium catenatum is the source of this 1056-nucleotide messenger RNA. RefSeq names its product dof zinc finger protein DOF5.7-like. NCBI's taxonomy places the organism in Eukaryota, Viridiplantae, Streptophyta, Magnoliopsida, Asparagales, Orchidaceae. Gene Ontology annotation, biological process: regulation of DNA-templated transcription. The transcript has a single exon. Gene Ontology annotation, molecular function: DNA binding; DNA-binding transcription factor activity. The coding region runs from base 60 to 731 and encodes 223 amino acids. The record is from RefSeq and is a predicted model, not a curated record.
CUCUCCCCAAUCUCUCAUUUCUUCCUCUUCGACUUCAUCCGGUUUCUUCGAUUCCCCUAAUGGCGGCUAACAUUUACCCGAACGUCCACUCCACCGCAACCGCCGCCAUCGCCGGGGGCACGCCCGCCCUUCAAAACUCCGCCACUCCACACCUCAAAUGCCCUCGCUGCGAUUCCACAAACACCAAGUUCUGCUACUACAACAACUACAGCCUCGCUCAGCCCCGCCAUUUCUGCAGGACCUGCAAGCGCUAUUGGACUCGCGGCGGAACCCUUCGCGACGUUCCAAUUGGUGGUGGCUGCCGCAAACACAAACGCCACAAUAAACCCAAAUCCGCCAUCGUUGCCGCCUUGCCAAAUUCGCCGACCCUUCGCCAGCUGGCUAACCCUCUGCGUCCCCCAGCAGCCGAUCUCAGCUCACUGAUCCUCCGCAUGCCGCCGGCAACUUUGAGUAACCGCUUCUUUCCUAUGUUCGAAGAAGCCAUUCAAUCUGGAAUCGAAUCUCAUCACAUCAAUACUCUCCAGCAAUCGGCGGAAGCGGUCAAGAGCUACCAAGCGCCAUUGCUCUGUUAUGAUGAUCUGCCAACGGCGAUAUGUGAGGGAUUGAGUUUGAUCAAAGAGAAUCCCACGGAAGGAAUCUACUCGUUCAACGGCUACAGCUCCGCCGCUGCGGAAUCUGCUUAUCUCUACGCUUGGCCGGAAUCCUGUUCGUCGGUGGUUCGUCUUCUGUAAGUACCCGAAGCGCAACUUAGUUCAUCAUAUAGUAGGUUGUACCUCUACAGUGGUGGGAACGGUUCUAAUGGCGCCUAAUGCUAUUUUGGAGUCAUUGUGGCGAGAGGAACCUGGAUCCAUUAAUUCUAUCUGCGGAGAUUCGAUUUCUGUUGAUUUCUUCAGAUAAAGUUAUCAGGAGAACUAAAGGGAUUUGGAUUGGGGAUGAUUAUCUCUAGUUUCUAGCUAGUAAGUUUGUUUUGUUAUAUUUGUACAGGCAUGCCUUAGUGUUCUUUCUCUUCUUAUGGGCUUUGGUCGCCAUUAAUGAACAGUUUGGUUUGUUGGAAGA